Molecule: messenger RNA, 1177 nt
Organism: Paramecium tetraurelia
Lineage: Eukaryota; Ciliophora; Oligohymenophorea; Peniculida; Parameciidae
Exons: 2
Biological process (GO): heme biosynthetic process
Molecular function (GO): protoporphyrin ferrochelatase activity
Source: RefSeq, a predicted model, not a curated record
AUGAAAUCCAUUUACCAAUUCACCAAAUUCAGAUCCUCCACAUAUAAUCAGUCUCUGCCGUACCUUGAACAAACCAAAUUCGAUCCCAAAAAUCAAACCGCCAUUCUUAUGCUGAAUCUAGGAGGGCCCAAUUCAUAUUAAGAAAUCAGUCCAUUCUUGGUCAGAUUCUUUGAAGACACCACUGUCAUUAGAAUACCUUUCGGUUUGGGUCCAUACAUAGCUAGAUUGAGAGGUCCUGCCAAAAUCAAUAAGCAAUACGAGAAAAUAGGAGGCUUCUCUCCUCUCUUCAAAUGGACAAUGGUCCAAGGAAUUUUGAUGAGCAAGCCAUAGGGAAGUGGAUUUCUACCAGCAUUUCGAUAUGGCUUACCCCUUCAGGAAGAUGCUAUUGAGUAUGCCUUUGAGAAAACUGAAGGAAGAAUAUAAAAAUUCUUACUCUUUUCUCAAUAUCCUCAAUAUUCUUGUUCAACUGGAGGGAAUGCAAUAAGAAAUGCCAUUGAAUUACUACAAAAAUAUAAGACAAUUCAACCGAAAUUGGAAGUGUCAGUAAUUGAUUCUUGGCAUAAAAACAAAUUCUACAUUUCUGCCAUGGCUACUCUGUUGAACAAUAAAAUUAAGGCUCAGAAUUUGGAUCCCAAAGAUACACUCAUUCUAUUCACAGCUCAUUCUCUACCAGCUGAUUUUGUAUGGGAUGGUGAGAAAUAUCCAUAUUACAUCUACGAGUCUUGCUAAUUGGUCAUUGACAAUCUUAAGAAUAUGGGAGUCUCUAUUACUUUUGAUUUAUCCUACUAAUCCAAAGUAGGCUUGAACAAAUGGCUCAGACCUGCCACUCAUCAUGCUCUCAGUCAAUACAUCCGGAACAGCAAAUUCAAAAACAUUCUGAUUUCUCCUAUGGGAUUCACUAGUGAUCAUCUUGAAACACUCUAUGAAUUAGAUAUCUAACUCAUGGAAGACUUAAAGAAGGAUAUUGAAUCUAGUAAGAAAAAUGUGAUUAGGGGUGAUUCAUUAAAUGACCACCCAUAAUUCAUCGCAGCAUUGAGUGACCUAGUUACUUAAGGGUUGGGUAACAAAAAGUGCAGCAGCAAGAGAGAAAGAUGUGUAGACUGUAAAUUCGAGUAGUGUGACAUAGUUAAUAAGCAUGAGUUAUGAUAUUAAAUAUAUAUAUGCUUGCAAUGAAAAA